Tympanuchus pallidicinctus (lesser prairie-chicken) is the source of this 2080-nucleotide messenger RNA. RefSeq names its product OTU deubiquitinase with linear linkage specificity (gene OTULIN). The coding region runs from base 425 to 1642 and encodes 405 amino acids. The transcript is spliced from 7 exons. The record is from RefSeq and is a predicted model, not a curated record. Lineage: Eukaryota; Metazoa; Chordata; Aves; Galliformes; Phasianidae. Gene Ontology annotation, biological process: protein linear deubiquitination. Gene Ontology annotation, molecular function: cysteine-type deubiquitinase activity.
GCGCCCGGCCCGGCCUGGAUGGGAAGGAGAGGGGGAGGGAGAGCAGUUUCACUGAACACCGCGUGAGUCUGUAGAAAAGCCGACACUUGCUUCAUUGGGGUUUCUGGCGGAUCUCGGGUUUGUAGCUGAUAGCAUCCCCGAGGGAAGCAUGUGUGCAGCCAAAGCUGUUCUCGCACAGGCAGAGCGGGAGCUGAAGCUGUCCUGCCAAGGAGUGUUUGACAGCAGCUGGGCUGCUGUGUUACCUCAGCAAGUGCUUCUAGGGCUUGUUCCUGCUUUUGGGUAAUUAAAGGAACCUCUGAAUGCCCAGAAGGCAGCUGUUGAAAUACCGUGCCUUCCCUAAAAAUGUGAUUUUGUUCUUCCGUGAAAGAGUCACAGAGUCACCUACUCCUGCAUUCUUCAAAGCCAGGAUAGCUUUCAGGAGCAGAUGAGAGAACCGCACGGCCUUCCUGCGGGUGCAGCACAGACACAGAAGAAAGCAAGGAUUGCAAUGCAAGUGAUGAAGCAUGAAAAGGAAGCUGGUGUUCCUUCUAAUGAGCUGGGCUCAGCAGACACAGUCACUGAGCAGAAAGAGCAACCUGCAGAGGAAAUGAGAGAAGAAAAUCUAUACAGAAGUAUUGGGGGACCUGAGGGGAGAAAUAGGAUUAAAUCACUUGUGACACAUGAUGAUGAUCCUAGAGAUUGUGAAAUAUAUUUGUCUGUGUCUGAUAAUCCUUCAGCAAUGGAGACACCUGUGGACAGUGUAGUGAGGAGGACAUUUGUUGUGAAGCAGAAGAGAGAGAAGAUGCUACACACUUGCAAGACAAGCUCUUCAGAAUAUAAAUUAAGUGUUGCGCCUGAAAUGGAUAUCCUGGAGUAUUGUGAAAAAGAAUGGAGAGGAAAUACACCAGUAGCAAAAAGGAUGAGAAAGGGAUAUGAAGCAGUUGCACAGAAGUUUGCAUCCAUAAGGCAGGUACGAGGUGACAACUACUGUGCUCUCAGAGCGACUCUGUUCCAGGCACUAAGUCAAGCUACUCAGUUACCACACUGGAUGCAGAGUGAGGAUUUUACUGUGCUUCCUGAGAACUUGUUAAGCAAAUAUGACUGGAUCAAGCAGUGGCAGCUAAAACAGAGACCAAGGAGAAAGACGGGAGAAAUAAGUGAUGAAAUAAAAGAAUAUUUAUUGCUACUAAAGAAGAAGUGGAAGUGUGUAAGUGACAUCAAAUGUUCUGCUGAGAAACAAGAAGCUUGUGAUGAACUGUUUAAAAAUGAAGAGGAGGAGUACAGUCUGUAUGAAGCUCUGAAAUUCUUGAUGCUUAACACUGCCAUUCAGUUAUACAAUGAUGAGAAAAAUGGAAGGAGAGUUCCCAUCUUCUCGUGGCUACUGUUUGCUCGUGAUACAUCUAGCAACCCUUGUCAGCUAAUGCAUAAUCACCUGAAUCAAAUAGGUCACAGCGGAGGCCUUGAGCAGGUGGAAAUGUUUCUCCUUGCUUAUGCUCUGCAGUACACCAUCCAGGUGUAUCGACUGUAUAAGUGUAGUACCGAUGAAUUCAUCACAUUUUAUCCCAAUGAUCCUGAUGAAGACUGGCCUGUGGUGACUCUCGUAACUGAAGAUGACAGACAUUAUAACAUUCUGGUCAGAAUGUGCCAAGAAACAAUGCUAUAAAGGGGAUUUUGAACAGACACACCUGUGCUUAUGGAGAUUUCCAGUGCUAUUUUGAAACAGCACGAUGAUGAAAUGGGUGUUAUUAACCUUGCAACGACUUGAAAUUCUUGUUUUAGAAGUUUGCAUCUGGACUAAACUAUCAAACAGGUUCUGUCUCAAGCACAAUUCAAAAGUUUUGCAACUGUGGCUUCUGUUACUGAUGUAAAAUAACAAGUGGGAACAUUUCAAUCUUUUUCUUUUAAGAGCUUGCUCUGAAAUUCAAAAACUAUAGAUACCAUUCUUUUAAGAAGUGAUGAUCUUCUGUAAGAUGUGAGCUGUCUUGUGCCCUCUAAAAUAAUGAGAUACUGAUGAAUUUCAAAUUUCUAGAAAAGUGUCCUAACAGAUCGUUGUCUGCCUGCACACAAGCAAUUUGUGUAAAUCAAGGUCUGAGUAAUUUAA